Molecule: messenger RNA, 1211 nt
Organism: Phragmites australis (common reed)
Lineage: Eukaryota; Viridiplantae; Streptophyta; Magnoliopsida; Poales; Poaceae
Exons: 1
Coding region: 135-866 (243 amino acids)
Source: RefSeq, a predicted model, not a curated record
AUAUAUAUGUACUCCUCCUCUAGCUUCUUGAUAAGGAGAAGCAACAACUGAGAUUGAGGCGCAGAAGGCAAUAGACUUAGAGUUCGACUUCAUAUUAGGCGAGAGAGCGCGAACACGUUCGUGUUGAUCGAUCGAUGGAGAAGAGGCAGAAGAAGCACGGGAGGUCCAGGAGCUUCACCGGCGGCGGGCUGGCCUCGUUCCUCAGGUCCACCGUCGCGUCCUUCUCCUCCACCUUCCCGUCGUCCCGCGGCAGGUCCUCCUUCAACCACCGCAACGCCUUCUCGGGGCCCAUCGUCUCCAUCGUCCCGCCGGAGGCCCGCGGCAGCAGGAGGAAGCAGUCGGGGUACCGGACGCCCGAGCCGUCAUCGCCCAAGGUGUCGUGCAUCGGGCAGAUCAAGAGGACCAAGUCCAAGAAGAAGGUCAACCAGUGCGGCAAGAACGGCGGCGCCUGCCCGCUGCCGCCAAGGCCGCCGGCGCCGGCGGAAGGGCGCUGCAGACCGAAGGGCUCUCUCGUGAAGCGGAUGUUCUUCCGGCGCAGCAGGUCGCGGUCGCGGUCGUCGAGAGAUGGUUUCAGUAAUGGGAAGGGGAGCAACGGCGCCGUGGCGGCGGCCCCGGCGCCGGCUGCGGGGCUCGGGCAGAUGAAGCGGUUCACGAGCGGGCGCGCGGCGUUUCAGGACUUCGACUGGCGGGAGGCGGAGAGGAGGGACCGUGAGGACGACGAAGAGGAAGAGGAAGACGAGGUGUUCGUGGCGCACUCCGCGCCUCUGGUGCUCGGCGGUGGGGUGGUGGCGUCGGAGCCGAGGAAGGAGGUGAACUUGUGGAGGCGGCGCCCCAUGGCUCCUCCCACUCCGCUUCAGCUUGUCUAGAUAAGCAAGCUGCAUCUACAUGCGUACUUGCAUGCAUGUUCAUCUCUGUGUGCCAAUGCCCGUGUUCUUUAGUUUGUACAGCCCUAUACAGUACACACUUAUGUGAAGAUCAUAAAAGUUUAGUUGAUUUUGUAAAUGUGGUGCUCGUCUCUGGAAAGGAAAUAGACGGGGGGAAACAAUAUGUUUGGCUUCCUUCUGUUGUUAUCAUUGGCCGUAUUGCCAAGAUGACAAUAAUUGGCCUUUGAUGGGAGAAGAUUUGUACUCUCUCCAUUUCUUUUUAUAGGGCAGUUAGGUUUCUAGAAAGUCUUUAAAAAUAUAUUUUAAUUAUUAAAUUCUCUUACAAUA